Molecule: messenger RNA, 737 nt
Organism: Helianthus annuus (common sunflower)
Lineage: Eukaryota; Viridiplantae; Streptophyta; Magnoliopsida; Asterales; Asteraceae
Product: probable NAD(P)H dehydrogenase subunit CRR3, chloroplastic
Exons: 3
Coding region: 87-584 (165 amino acids)
Biological process (GO): photosynthetic electron transport in photosystem I
Cellular component (GO): chloroplast thylakoid membrane; NAD(P)H dehydrogenase complex (plastoquinone)
Source: RefSeq, a predicted model, not a curated record
CUUGUAACUUUCUCAAGAUAACAUAUCUUCCUCACUUCCAUUACCGUUAUGUUUGUUGCAGAAGAGCAAAAACGAAACAGAGAGAGAUGUUAGGGUUAGGGUUUACUUCAGUCUCCAUUAACAGAGCUCCAAUUCUAUCAUCUCUUUCAGACCGGAGUAAUCCUGAUACUAAACCCCAACCUCGCCCGAAAAACGUCGCCACUCCACUGCAACCGCCGUCUGUUCCCGCCGGAAAGCAACAAACAGGGAAGAAACCCUCAGUUGCUGAAGUUGAACGAGCUAUUGGAGCCGGUAUAUACAAAGACCGUGAUCUCAACAGGGAGUCUGAGCAGGAAAAGACUCUGUUUGAUAAAAUAUUGUCAAAUUCGAUUGGUACGACGGAAGGAGAUGUGGAGAAGAAGCUGAGAGAGACUGGUGAAUGGCUUAUUGAUCAAACUGAAGGUCCAUCUGGAUCUGGUUCACCUGGGAAGAAUAUUCUGAAGGUGGUGUUUUUGUGGAUUCUUCCUGUGUGGAUUCUGUCAUUUCUUGUGGCUUCUGGUAUCGUAAAGAUACCAUUCGUCAAUCUUGAUGAUUUAAUCUUGUGAACCAAAGGCUGCAUGAUUGAUUUCCGAUGUGCUUCCUUUUGUGGAUUAACUGUACAUACGACAUAGUACACAACUACAUUGUUUCUGUAUAAUGCAUACACGAAAUGGUAAAUUUAUUCAUCUUAUUAUGUGACAUGACACAAUACUCACUCA